AUGGGUGAUUGGAACUUCUUGGGUGGAAUCCUUGAGGAGGUGCACAUCCACUCCACCAUGGUGGGGAAGAUAUGGCUGACCAUCCUCUUCAUCUUCCGUAUGCUGGUGUUGGGUGUGGCAGCGGAGGAUGUGUGGAAUGACGAGCAGGCCGACUUCAUCUGCAACACGGAGCAACCAGGUUGCCGCAAUGUCUGCUAUGACCGUGCCUUCCCCAUCUCCCUCAUCCGCUACUGGGUGCUACAGGUCAUCUUCGUCUCCUCACCCUCGCUGGUGUACAUGGGCCAUGCUUUGUACCGACUCCGUGCCCUGGAAAAGGAGCGACAAAGGAAGAAAACAGCAUUGCGGCGGGAGCUGGAGGUUUUGGACACAGAAAUGGCCGAAGUUCGCCGGAAAAUAGAGCGAGAACUUCGCCAAAUUGACCAAGGCAAGCUGAACAAGGCCCCACUGAGAGGUUCACUUUUGCGCACCUACGUUGCUCAUAUAGUGACCCGUUCUGCAGUGGAAGUAGGCUUCAUGACAGGUCAGUACCUUCUCUACGGUUUCCAGCUCGACCCUUUGUUCAAAUGCGAGAGGGAGCCUUGCCCAAACGUCGUUGACUGCUUUGUGUCCCGUCCUACUGAAAAAAGCGUCUUCAUGGUGUUCAUGCAGUGCAUUGCCGCUAUUUCCUUGUUCCUCAACAUCCUGGAGAUCAUGCAUCUGGGCUACAAGAAGCUCAAAAAGGGCAUCUUGGCAUUGUACCCACAGCUGAGGCACACAGACCUGGAUGAUGGCUACUUUCCCAACAAGGCCAAGAAAGAUUCUGUAGCUAUGCAGACUUGUAUAGGCAUCUCCACUGGCCGCAAGGCCACUAUACCUUCAGCCCCAAGCAGUUAUAACCUUCUGAUAGAGAGGCCACAUGACGGACCUUCCUAUCCACCUUUAAUCAACCCCUCUUCCGCAUUCCUGCCAGUGCAAGGUGACCUUCCAACCAAGAGUGGCUCGGAUGCACCAAAGGACGCUUUGCAUAGCCCAACAGAGCACAACAGUAACUCCAACAACACCAGCAGUGAAACCACACGAUCCCCAGCUGGAGAAUCCAUCACACCUCCCAAGCAAGAGGACCUGGAGGAGAGCACUCACUUACCAACACAUGACGAAGAAGACCAGGAAUGCGAAAAGCCUGAAUCGCCAGGACUACCCAGGGAUCCUUCUCACUCCUCUUCUUACCCAGCAAAGAGGUCAUGGAAGGUCACAGCACCAUGGAACUGUGCCCCCGUGGCAGAAGGAACUGCGUCAGAUUCAGACUCAGUGGGAGAGUCUAAAGCCCGGUCUAUGUCCUCCAGUGUUCGUCCACGAGCCUCCUUCAGGGCGGAACCCAGGAAGAGCCGCCCCAGCACUCCUGAUUCCAUUGAGGAGACCAGCUCAGAAUCACACCGAAGCCCACGGCUGCCAACAUCACCCAGUCGCCGCACUUCACUGGCCAGCAGUUCCAGCAGCAGGCGAGCAGCACCCAAUGACCUGCAGAUUUGA
Molecule: messenger RNA, 1509 nt
Organism: Colossoma macropomum (tambaqui)
Lineage: Eukaryota; Metazoa; Chordata; Actinopteri; Characiformes; Serrasalmidae
Gene: gja9a
Product: gap junction protein alpha 9a
Exons: 2
Coding region: 1-1509 (502 amino acids)
Biological process (GO): cell communication
Cellular component (GO): connexin complex
Source: RefSeq, a predicted model, not a curated record